CACGCAGUCUUCCCAGUGCAAAUUUGCGGCUAGAUACUGGCCUUUGAGUGAACAUGUCUGAAGCUCGUGCCGAGUUCCAACGGACAGAGUUGGUCUGUUGGUGCCAGCGGAAUAUUGCAGUGGAGCGAAGACACAGUCUUUUUACAGCGGUCACACAGUCUCUUUGAUGACCUCGCAUCUACUCCGUAAUCACCUAGGUAUUACUAGUUAACGCUCCAUCCGUUUUUAGUUAUCUACGAACGUAGGAUUCAGCGAGUACAACAGGGCAUUGCUUGAGAUGCAGGUGCUGUAUGUACAUGAAUCCUACGGCGUACAAUCUUAUAAAAGGAAUCCACCAACUUACGGUUGUUACGUUCUGAUGUACCGAGUAUCCCAUAGUGAAAACGUGUCCCUCAGUCUUGCUUCCUGCUUCAAGCCUAACCCCUUCAGUCAACUGCCUACCACCGCAUUGCCCUAGAGUCUUGGACUCUGUCUAUCAUUGCCAUGGACCAAGCUGACGCAACAAGUCAUACCGGGAGCACAGAUACAUCGGAGCAGGUGGUUCUUGCUGACUUUCAGGGUCUCGAAAUAGACACAAGACUCUUCAACGACGUACACUUUGGCCGCGCCGCGAGGCUCGUACCCAGCUGCGAUGUAUGGGCCCCGUUUCCUCGACUCCCCGCCGAACUUCGCUUGAAGAUUUGGAUGCAUUUCCUUCGCCGGCACCGCAUGAUUGAGGUUUCGCUGUAUCCGCCCGACGACGACGACGCCUCCACGUACCCCGAUGACCCCGGCCGCCUCGCAGACCUCAUCAAAUCCCGAUACUACAGAGAGCGUAACUCUCUGGGCAACCUUGUCAGCGGGCGCCGCUACAAGAUUCUCAUUGACGAUAAUGGCUUCGCCGCCUCUUUGAACCCGCUCCUCUGGGUCAAUGCAGAGUCGAGGCAGACCGCGCUGGAUUUCUACCGUAUUCAUCUGCCCUUUCCCGGCCUCGAUGGAAAGCAGUUGCUCUAUUUGAACCCCGAGUUCGAUGUCGUCUCUGUCCAAGAGGUGUUUGUGCUGCGGGGCAAUAGAUACACGUCCCGAGCUGGGGCUAUAACCAUCGACUUCCUAUGCGACAUCAGAGCUUACGACCCUAGGCACAAAGGGCUCGCCAAUCUCAUCCUGCCUGGUUCGUCUACGCAUUCGCUUUUCGACCAUGAGGACUAUUGGUGCUUCAACUAUGAAAUCAGAGAUCGCCCAAGAAUAGAGCCCUUCACUCUGGACUUAAUUCACCCCGUCGCAGUCACAUCCUUUUCCGCCAUCCUACGUAGUGGUCUUCGCUCCGUCGUCUGCAACAUCCCGUUCAGGUCACCAGAGGGUACGAGGGAUUUUACGUUUAGCCCUCCAGGGGACCUAGCUAUACACCCUCAUUUUGCAUGGACCCAUCCACUCAGGAGGCGGGGCAUCCCCGUAGGUGCGUUCGACUGGUUUGAGACGGACCCGAGACCGGGUGUCGAGAUGGACAACUUCAUGGUCAACUUCACAGAGAACCCCUACCUGAUCGCCUCGAGUUGGAAGAAACUAGAGGAGCAAUUCGGAAUCCGGGAGCGCGCAAACGACGAUGGGUUCCAUCUCUACAUAAGCCCGACCCUUCGAUGGGAACUUGAGGAUGAGGAACCUGAAAAUCGAGUGCUAUUCAGGACUCUGAAGUUGUGUAAGUGGUCGCGGGCGGCGCUGCUGCGACACCUGGGCUGGGAGGCUAAAGUUUGGGCCGAACAAUACCCCCAUAUUGGAGAGGCUUCCGACAAUCCAGGGCCCUUCAUUAGUCCGGGGCGCAGCGGCACCAUGGGCGAUGCAACCAACUCCGGGACCCUGGACACUGUGCCUAGGACGGCUAUCGGCAUGUGGCUUUUCCCCGUCGAGGCCUUCAAUGAAACCAAUGUGAGAUACGCGCAAGACAAUGGGAUUGGGAGCAAGAGGUCGACCAUUUUCGACCUCUCGGCUAUUCGCCCGGCAUUAUAUCUCUUUGAGCUUGGCGAUUAGGAAUAGUCACUGGCAGUCAACAUCUCUCCGGACGUUUGGCUUACAUCACACCAGCAUCAGGUACCAUUCAUCAACCAUCAAUCGCAGCAGCUCCGAGCCUCGCCCUGCCUACAUGUGCAUUGGACCCUCAAACAUGCACAAUCAACCCUGUCUCCAAGCCAUGUGCCUACCUGUAGAUAAGGCCUC
Canariomyces notabilis is the source of this 2190-nucleotide messenger RNA. RefSeq lists its product as uncharacterized. NCBI's taxonomy places the organism in Eukaryota, Fungi, Ascomycota, Sordariomycetes, Sordariales, Chaetomiaceae. The record is from RefSeq and is a predicted model, not a curated record. The transcript has 2 exons. The coding region runs from base 484 to 2004 and encodes 506 amino acids.